Molecule: messenger RNA, 1552 nt
Organism: Rhododendron vialii
Lineage: Eukaryota; Viridiplantae; Streptophyta; Magnoliopsida; Ericales; Ericaceae
Product: DNA repair protein RAD51 homolog 3
Exons: 9
Coding region: 172-1212 (346 amino acids)
Biological process (GO): DNA repair; meiotic DNA recombinase assembly; reciprocal meiotic recombination
Cellular component (GO): Rad51C-XRCC3 complex; Rad51B-Rad51C-Rad51D-XRCC2 complex; replication fork
Molecular function (GO): ATP binding; four-way junction DNA binding; ATP-dependent DNA damage sensor activity
Source: RefSeq, a predicted model, not a curated record
AAGAAUUUACUAAAUUAAAUUCCGAGAACAACAAAUUAAGGAGACUUAAAACCCAAUUCCGUGCGAGUUUUUGGCGCGAACAGGCUGUGAGCGCGCCAAAGUGCUUUAAAAAGCGCCGAGAGAGAGAGAGAGAGAGAGAGAGAGAGAGAGAAAGUAGAGAGAGAGAGAGCGAUGGAGAUUUGUAGACUACCAGUAUCAGCAACACAGCGAGGGAAGCUGAUCUCGGCCGGAUACACUUCUCUUUCUUCACUCUCCUCCGUAUCCCCCUUCGACCUCGCUCGAGAUCUGCAGACUUCGGAGAAUGAAGCUUCUGAAAUUCUGAAGGCUGCAUCACAAUCUGGUAGAUUGGACAGAACUGAUGGAAGUCAUGCUAUUAUUGCUGGUGCCCAGACUGCCUGGGACAUGCUCCAUGAGGAGGAUUUGUCUAGACGCAUUACUACAUCAUGUGCAGAUUUGGAUAAAAUCCUGGGUGGAGGAAUAGCUUGCAAAGAAGUAACUGAAAUUGGUGGAGUACCAGGCAUUGGUAAAACACAAUUGGGGAUUCAACUUGCUGUGAACGUUCAAAUUCCAGUUGAUUUUGGUGGCCUGGGAGGCAAGGCAAUUUAUAUCGACACAGAAGGUAGCUUUAUGGUGGAACGUGCUUUACAAAUUGCUGAAGCCUGUGUGGAGGAUAUGUCGGAGUAUCAGGAGUUUGUACGGAAAAAUUUCCAACUCAGUCAAGUUCAAGUGCAGCCCAAGGAUUUCCUAAAGAAUAUAUUCUACUUCCGGAUCUGCAGUUACACAGAACAAAUUGCUGUGAUAAAUUAUUUAGAAAAAUUCAUCUCAGAGCAUAGUGAUGUUAAGGUGGUCAUUAUUGACAGUGUAACUUUCCACUUCCGUCAAGAUUUUGAAGACAUGGCACUUAGAACAAGAUUACUCAGUGGAAUGGCCUUAAAGUUGAUGAAACUUGCUAAUAAGUACAGUUUGGCGGUUGUUCUCUUGAAUCAGGUGACUACCAAGUAUUCAGAUGGUUCAUUCCAUUUGACCCUUGCACUAGGUGAUAGUUGGUCGCAUGCUUGCACUAAUCGGGUCAUUUUGUACUGGAACGGAAAUGAAAGAUAUGCGUAUAUUGACAAGUCUCCCUCUCUUCGUUCAGCAUCAGCACCAUAUUCUGUGACAGGAAAAGGGAUCCGGGAUUCAGCUUCAAAAUGCAAAAGAAUAAAAAUCAUGUAAGUUUUGAGCAAGAUUGACAGGUGGGUUAUAUAUCCUGUGUGGAUGAGACUGACCAAAUGAUGCCUUGCAUCGUAACACUCAAGCUUUCGAAUCCUAUGAAUCUAUGGACAUUGUGUGCAAUCGGACUAUCGUCUAUCAGUAAGUGGAAUCAUUUUGCGACUAGCUUCUUAGUUCUUGCUUACUAGUUGAAAUUGAGCUGUUGUAUAUGAGAUUUGAAUCCUUGAUGGGGCACCAAUUUAUAUGGAUUCUGUCCAAAUUAAACGAAGUAGAUUAAUUACAUUCAAGUUUGCAUAGACACGAAGAUUUCAGUGAAAGAGAGCGUUAAUUUGAGAUUCAGAUU